GUACGUGGGGCGGGGCUCAGGUGCGGACGCCGCCGGUUGUCCUCUUCGCUGCUCCGUAGUGACGGUGAUUGUUGUGCUGCAGAAAUCCGGCUGUCGACUUGAGGACUUGCGUGCCGCUCAGCUCUCGGGACGGUUGGAGCUGCUGCUAAGUAAUUUCUGCUCAGCCAUGUCGCCGGCUCCAGAUGCAGCCCAGGCUCCUGCGUCGAUCUCCCUGUUUGACCUCAGUGCGGAUGCUCCGGUCCUUCAGGGCCUGAGCUUGGCUCACGGGAGAGAGAAAGCCCAGAAAGAAAGCUACUCCAGGGUCCUGUGGAUAUUUCAGACAAGUUAUUCUGUUCAUCCUGUGACCAAAUCUUCCAGAACCACCAAGAACAGAGGGAACAUUAUAAGCUUGACUGGCAUCGGUUUAACCUAAAGCAACGUCUCAAGGACAAGCCUCUCCUGUCUGCCCUGGACUUUGAAAAGCAGAGCUCCACAGGAGAUCUUUCCAGCAUCUCGGGAUCAGAAGACUCAGACUCAGCCAGUGAGGAGGACUUGCAGACACUGGAUCAGGAGAGGGCUACAUUUGAGAAGUUUAGCCAACCCCAAGGCUUUUUCCCUCAUCGGGUUCUUUUCCAGAAUGCCCAGGGCCAGUUUCUUUAUGCCUACCGCUGUGUCCUAGGCCCUCAUCAGGCAAGUGACAGUACAGGUUGUAUGGCUAACCCCAGCUUUUUAUACACCCAGCCUAGAUUUUACUUAGCCUAGUGCAUUUCUCCCUGCUUCUUUUCCUUCCUGUUGGGUGUGGGUAUCACGCUUGACAACAUAGUUUUGGAUUGAAACUGGCCUGAAUUUUAAGUUUAAGGGAAUUAAGUUUGGAAACAAACCAAUUUAGGUUUGAAUUGUGAUUCUACCACUUCAUCUUAACUACCUCUCCAAGCCUCAAAUUUCCUUGUUUGUCAAAUGGAAACAAGUCUCAGGGUGGUAAUAUUAAAUGAAAUAAUGUAUGUGAAAAUUGGCCCUUGGUUUCUUGCUCUCAGUGAAUGCAACAGAUAUGUUUCUGAUGCUUCUCUGUCAUCAAGGAUCCCCCAGGAGAGGCAGAACUGCUGCUACAGAACCUGCAAAGUAGAGGUCCCAGAGAUUGUGUGGUGCUCAUGGCUGCAGCUGGGCACUUUGCUGGUGCCAUAUUUCAAGGAAGAGAAGUGAUGACACACAAAACCUUUCACCGCUAUACGGUGCGGGCCAAGCGAGGCACAGCCCAGGGGCUUCGGGAUGCCCGGGGUGGGCCAUCACGCUCUGCUGGAGCCAACCUGAGGCGCUACAAUGAAGCCACACUAUAUAAGGAUGUUCGUGACCUGCUGGCAGGGCCAGGCUGGGCUAAGGCGCUGGAGGAGGCUGGUACAAUACUGUUGCGUGCUCCCCGCUCUGGCCGGUCUUUGUUCUUUGGAGGCAAGGGGGCACCCCUGCAAAGGGGGGAUCCCCGACUUUGGGAUAUCCCCCUCGCCACCCGCAGACCCACCUUCCAAGAGCUACAGCGUGUGCUCCAUAAGCUGACCACUUUGCAUGUCUAUGAAGAUGACCCUCGGGAAGCAGUCAGACUGCACUUACCUCAGACACACUGGAAAACAGUAAGAGAGGAGAGAAAGAAGCCUACUGAGGAAGAAAUAAGAAAGAUCUGCAGUGAUGAAAAGGAAGCACUUGGGCAGAAUGAGGAAUCUCCCAAACAGGGUUCAGGGUCGGAGGGAGAAGAUGGCUUUCAGGUAGAGUUGGAGUUAGUGGAGUUGACUGUGGGGACUCUGGAUCUUCGUGAGUCUGAAGUAUUGCCCAAGCGGAGAAGGAGAAAAAGGAAUAAGAAGGAGAAAAGCCGAGACCAGGAGGCUGGGGCACAUCGGGUUCUUCUCCAGCAACCUCAAGAAGAUGAGCCUUCCACACAGUCAUCCCAGGCAGUUGCAGCCCCCUUGGGUCCUUUGCUGGAUGAGGCCAAAGCCCCUGGUCAGCGAGAGCCCUGGGAUGCACUGCUUGCUGCUUGCCGAGCUGGAGAUUUUGGAGUGCUGAAGCUCCAGCUAACACCCAGCCCUGCAGACGCUGGAAUUCUGUCUCUGCUCAGUGCCCCCUUGGGCUCCGGUGGCUUUACUCUCCUGCAUGCAGCAGCUGCAGCUGGCAGAGGCUCAGUGGUUCGUCUGCUGCUGGAAGCAGGUGCCGACCCCACUGUGCAGGACUCUCGGGCCCGGCCACCUUAUACUGUUGCGGCUGACAAAUCAACACGUAAUGAGUUCCGAAGGUUCAUGGAGAAGAAUCCAGAUGCCUAUGAUUACAACAAGGCUCAGGUGCCAGGACCAUUGACACCAGAAAUGGAGGCACGGCAGGCUACACGGAAAAGGGAGCAGAAGGCAGCCCGGCGGCAACGGGAGGAACAGCAGCGGAGGCAGCAGGAGCAGGAGGAGCGUGAACGAGAAGAGCAGCGGCGAUUUGCCACCCUCAGUGACCAAGAGAAGAGAGCUCUGGCUGCAGAUCGCCGACUCGCUGCCCAGUUGGGAGCCCCUACCCCUCCAAUCCCUGACUCUGCAAUCGUCAAUACUCGACGCUGCUGGAGUUGUGGGGCAUCCCUCCAAGGCCUCACUCCCUUUCACUACCUCGACUUCUCUUUCUGCUCCACACGUUGCCUCCAGGAUCAUCGCCGUCAGGCAGGGAGGCCCUCUUCCUGAUCUCUUACAGCUCUACCUGGGGCCAACUCAGGGACCUGAGGGCACAUUCACAACAGCCCUAGGUUUUCUCAUCCCCAUGAAACCAGAGGUUAUUUGGAAGAUAGGGGUGAAGGACACUCGGGAACCAGGGCAAAGACAGGGCCACAGAGGCAUGUGGAGCUGGUACUGUCUCUGGAACUUUAAUCACAAUAAAGUUUGGCAAGGAA
Rhinopithecus roxellana (golden snub-nosed monkey) is the source of this 2884-nucleotide messenger RNA. RefSeq names its product ankyrin repeat and zinc finger peptidyl tRNA hydrolase 1 (gene ANKZF1). The coding region runs from base 1128 to 2678 and encodes 516 amino acids. The record is from RefSeq and is a predicted model, not a curated record. Gene Ontology annotation, molecular function: protein binding. NCBI's taxonomy places the organism in Eukaryota, Metazoa, Chordata, Mammalia, Primates, Cercopithecidae. The transcript has 13 exons.